This is a messenger RNA of Macrosiphum euphorbiae (potato aphid), 504 nucleotides long. The record is from the annotation of a GenBank genome assembly. Lineage: Eukaryota; Metazoa; Arthropoda; Insecta; Hemiptera; Aphididae.
AUGACAGAAAUACUAAGUGUAACAGCAGCAGCAAGCAAAAUAUUACAAGGGGCAACACAAGAUAUUUGUAGUGCUGAAAACUGCAUCGAUUUAAUUAUAAAAAAUUUAGAAGACAAAAGGUUAAAUAGUGAAUCAAAUUUUAUAGAAUUAUUUGAAAAAUGUAAGAUUAUUAUGACAAAACUGGAAAUUAAUAUAACAGUACCACGCACAGCUAAAUGUCAAACUCAUCGAUCCAACACUCCAUCUAGUAAUCCUGUGGAGUACUAUAGAAGAGUUUUGUAUAUACCUAUCCUUGACAAUGUCCUGGAAGAUCUACGCAUGAGAUUCCGCAGCAAAAAAAAUAGUACUAUACUUUUGCUCAUGAAAUUAGUACCAAUUUCAAUUAUCAACAUGUCUCCAGAGAUGUGUGAUAAAUUAAUAAAUUCAAUAACUGAAAACUUUUCAUUUUUGGAAAUAAAUCAAAUCGCGUUCAAAGGGAAAAAAUGUAUGAUAUAUAAAGGAUGA